GUGUCGGUUCUCCUUGGUUCUGCGUCAAACCCUCCCCGUGGAACAUCUGUCAGCCCUGCUCCUCCAGACCCUGUCUUCCGGGUUUUGAUUGGACCAGGUGUGUAUGUUAGUGUUUGUUCUGGUGAGUCUCGGCAGACCCAUGGCAUUCGUGGAGCCCCGCCCACUCCGCUUGGAUUGGUAGAGGAUCUUGUAGAGAUGCGGGGCAGAAAACCCUCCGCCCCCACGUCUCAGUCACACCCCAGCGCUGCAGGGUUUUUGUGUGCUCGCUGUGUCUCUCUCUCUCUCUCUUCCCUGGUCUAUUUUUGUCUUUGGCUCCUCCCCCUCACUAACGAGCUAUUUUAAAAUUCAACCCCCGCAUCCCCACAAUGCCACAGCAGCCAAGAAGUAAAAGAGUACGUCUUCUGACACUCUGAAAUCAGAAGGUUUGUUGUCGGCGUCCCUCCUCCCUCCCUCCCUGUGCUUCAUUCAGCUCCCCCCCCCCGUCAGUGAGGGUGGUGCUGAACCGCCCGCAGCUCCUGGUUGCAGUCGGAGCUUCUCUGUCGGAGCGGCGGCUGGAGGAUGGAGGGCUGUUGCUGAAGUCCCACUCGUCUCCCUCUCCUGUCAUUCUCCCAGCUCUUUGUUCUAAUUUUGGAAACAUGGAACCUCGGAGAGCGCUCUCCCAAAGCUAUUUUCGUCCUUGCUCCUCCUCCUCCUCUCCCCCUUCUCCUCCUCUCCCCCUUGUUUUUCGGGAGAACAGGACUCUCUAGCUCCGUUUCUUGGUCGCGCGGCAGAGAGUCCGUCUUUGCUGCUGCCGGUUGGGAAUUUUUUUUGCUUGUUUGUGGAACUGCAACUUUCCUCCUGCGGCUGAAGCGGCUUCCUGAACGCACCGCUGCAGGUCCGCCUCUCAGGAGCCAGAUUUGUGCCAGGAUCAGGGUGAUCCAUGCUCUUACCUCAGAGAGGACUUCCUGGAAGCGCGGGAUAGGAGGAUUUGUCUCAGGUGAUGGUGACCGGCGCCAGAGCCUGCGGCUUGGGAGCUGUCACAGCGUUGCAGGCUGCUCAGUCCCAAGUCGGCGUGAUGGGGUCUCUGUGAAGGGGUGCUUCCUGAACUGUAGCAGCGGCUCUUGUCCUGGCACGCGGCUGCAGCCGCCCGUGUCAGGACUGUGCGCCAUGUUGCAGACCAUCUAUGAGACGGAUUCUUGCUUUUCCUCUGCAGACGGCCGCCAGCAGCCUCUGCAGCUCCUGAGUGGCAAACAGGGCUCCAGCGCAGCCAUGCCCAUCGCUGUGGCAGAGGUGAAGAGUGGCCUCCAGUCAGGCAUGCAAAGCCCAGCAGCAGCAAGCAGUGAGCAGAGAGGAGGAGCUACAGAAGGAGGAGGCGGGCUUGCAGAAAGCUCUGGAACAGAAGGAGGCCCAGUAGACCUAAGGAACGAGCCUAGGGUGGGGUCUCUGUCUGGGGGAGUGGCAGUGGACACAACCCUACGAGAGCAGCAGCUUCAGCAGGAGCUGGUGCUCCUCAAACAGCAGCAGGAGCUGCAGAAACAGUUGCUGUUCGCUGAGUUUCAGAAGAAGCACGAGGUUCUGACGCGGCAGCACGAGGUCCAGCUGCAGGAGCACCUGAAGCAACAACAGGAGCUGCUGGCGGCCAAGCGCCAACAGGAGCUGGAGCAGAAACGGAAGCUGGAGCAGCAGAGGCAUGAGGAGCAGGAGAAGCAGAGGCUGGAGCAGCAGCUGCUGCUGCUCAGGAACAAGGAGAAAGGCAGAGAGAGUGCCAUCGCCAGCACGGAGGUGAAGCUGAAGCUGCAGGAGUUCCUACUCAGUAAGAAGGAGCCUGGACCCAGCGGACUGAACCAUUCCUUCUCCCCAAAGUGCUGGGCUGCUCAGCACCCCUCCCUGGACCAGGGCUCUCCUCCUCAGGGUAGCACUCCUGGCACUCCCCCCUCCUACAAACUACCCUCGCUGUUGGGAAGCUACGAAGGCAAAGAUGACUUCCCUCUACGCAAGACAGUCUCAGAACCCAACCUGAAGGUGCGGUCCCGACUGAAGCAGAAGGUGGCUGAGAGGCGCAGCUCCCCCCUUCUGCGUAGAAAGGACGGCACUGUCAUCAGCACCUUCAAGAAAAGGGCCAUCGAGAUUUCAGUCUCCUCCAUGUGCAGCAGCGCUCCGGGUUCAGGUCCCAGCAGUCCCAACAGCUCCAACACGGCCAUAUCAAACGGCAGCACGGGGUCGGUCCCCAACAUCCAGACUGAGCUCCGGUCGCUUCAUCAGAUGCUGGGUGCCGACGGGACGCUGAGCCUGUACACGUCUCCCUCUCUGCCCAACAUCUCCCUGGGUCUGCCCGCCAACACGCACAUCCCGCCUACACAGAAGCUGUCUGCCCAGCAGGAGGCCGAGCGCCAAGCCAUCCAAUCUCUGCGAGGGGGCGGAGCUUUGACAGGGAAGUUUCUGUCGACGUCCUCCCUGCCUGCAGGCGGUGGCCAUGAGGUUGAGGCUCCUCCUCCCACCUCUCACUCCACCCACUCUUCGCUUCUGCAACACGUGUUGCUGUUGGAGCAGGCCAGACAACAAAGCGCAAUGCUCGUGCCCGUGUACAAUCAAUCGCCGCUGGUCACUGCUGAGAGGGGCGUGGCCUCUGGUCUCCGUUCCGUCAAUAAGCUGCCUCGCCACCGGCCGCUGGCUCGCACACAGAGUGCUCCUUUGCCCCAAUCCCCCCAGGCCCUGCAGCAGCUGGUGGUCCAGCAGCAGCACCAGCACUUCCUGGAGAAACAUUACAAGAUGCUGUCAAAAGGGGCAGACCUCCCCCGGCCCCCGCCCACUCACCCAGAGGAGACGGAGGAGGAGCUGACAGAGAGCAGUGACAUGCAGGAGGACGAAGGGGAGGCGAGCGUGAGCAGCCUCCAGAGGGAGGGGUCCCAUGACCGCAAACACGCCUCCGAACAGCUCUUUGUGCACGUGAAGGGGGAGGAGGAGCACUCAAGUGGCCAGGUCAGAGAUGAGAGCACAGAGAGUGAGCUGGAAGAAGAGGAGGAGGACGAUGAGGUCGUCCCGCUGAGAGAAGGCGAGGAUGAGGAGAGAGGGAGCUUCAUCCAGCCCCUGCAGCCGCUGGGCGUCUUCCAGUCCUCGUUGGCCCACAAAUAUCUGGGACGGUCCAAGUCGUCUCCCACAGCGUCCAUCAAUCCUGUCAAGCACCUCUUCACAACUGGUCUGGUCUACGACAGUCUGAUGUUGAAGCACCAGUGUGUGUGUGGAAAUGCCCACAUCCAUCCGGAGCAUGCAGGCCGGGUCCAGAGCAUCUGGUCCAGACUGCAGGAGACGGGCCUACUGGGCCGCUGUGAGAGGAUACGUGGACGGAAGGCAUCUCUGGAUGAGAUCCAGUCUGUUCAUUCGGAGUUUCACACGCUGCUGUACGGAACCAGCCCACUCAAUCGGCACAAACUGGACCACAAGAAGCUUCUGGGUCCCAUCAGUCAGAAGAUGUACGCCGUCCUUCCCUGUGGAGGCAUCGGGGUGGACAGUGACACCGUGUGGAAUGAGAUGCACUCCUCAGCAGCGGUCCGCAUGGCUGUGGGCUCCGUCAUCGAGCUUGCCUUCAAAGUGGCAGCAGGAGAGCUGAAGAAUGGUUUUGCAGUUGUACGUCCGCCGGGCCACCACGCUGAGGAGUCCACAGCCAUGGGGUUCUGCUUCUUCAACUCCGUGGCCAUUGCUGCUAAACUGCUGCAGCAGAAGCUGGGCGUGGGGAAGAUCCUGAUCGUGGACUGGGACAUUCACCAUGGAAACGGCACCCAGCAGGCCUUUUACACGGAUCCCAGCGUGCUCUACAUCUCGCUGCAUCGCUAUGACGAUGGAAACUUCUUCCCCGGCAGCGGAGCCCCUGAGGAGGUGGGGUCCGGAGCAGGUGUGGGCUUUAACGUGAACAUAGCGUGGACCGGAGGCGUGGAGCCCCCCAUGGGGGAUGUGGAGUACCUCGUUGCUUUCAGGAGUGUGGUGAUGCCCAUCGCUCAGCGGUUCAGUCCUGAUGUGGUUCUGGUGUCUGCGGGCUUUGAUGCAGUGGAGGGCCAUCAGUCUCCUCUGGGGGGCUACAACGUCUCUGCCAAAUGUUUCGGACAGCUCACCCAGCUGCUGAUGGGUCUGGCGGGUGGGCGGGUGGUCAUGGCUCUGGAGGGGGGCCACGACCUGACUGCCAUCUGUGACGCGUCGGAGGCCUGCGUGUCUGCACUGCUGGGAGACCUGUGUGACUCCACCUUUCAGUGGCCGCUGGACAAUCCCUGUCCUAAAGCUUGUGCCUCCUUGGAGCGGGUCAUCGAGAUCCAGAGUAAACACUGGUCCUGUCUUCAGCCUUUGUCCCAGACCAGCGGGCGCUCGCAGCCUGACGGAGGUCAGGGGACGCAGUCGGAGAAGGACGAGGCGGAAACGGUCAGUGCCAUGGCGUCGCUGAGCGUGGACGUGGAGCAGCCUGUUUCUGUUCCUGAGAGCACGGACAGCAGCAGGUCCACAGAGGAGCCCAUGGAGGAGGAGCCUAUCUUGUAGGAGGAGACUGACAUUUAGGGAGGAGCCUGCCUUGCAGAAGGAGCUCCAACCAGAAGAACAUCAGUCGUCUUUUCCUCCUUGGAGCAACUCUAUCCACUCUUGUUCCUCUUCCUCCACCUCACGUGCGUGCACGUGCACACACAGUGGAGUUGUUGUUGUUGUGGGGGACUCUGAUUGGCUGAGGCUAAGUUGGGUUCUGAGAGGAGUUUGGACUUGUUCCGCUUUGACUCCUCCUCCCAGUAAAGUGCAGACGACUUGCUAGCAUCUCCAUGGAAACGGAGGGGUGCCCCCAUGGUACUCAUGUUUGCUUCACCACCAGAUGCUCAUUUGCUCCCUCCAACCGUUCCUAUUCCAUUUCAGCCCACUGAGGGGGGACGCGUGAGCUCUGAACGUCCAGCAGGAGGCUGACGCCUGGUCGCCUUGAGUCUGGCAGAAGCUGCGGUAGGAGGUCAUGUGGGGGAGCAGGUGCCUUUCUUCUGUCCAAUAGGAAGCCACAAAAGGCAGUAGGAUAUGUGGAGACACCGCUGCAGCCGGACAGAUGGAUUCUGACUGAACUUUUCUGCCAACCCCCCACCUCCACCCCCUCCCUGCCUCAGGGUUGGGUCAGGCUGAUUUGGGCCGCCACCCGCACCUUUCUUCUGGCUGACAGCGGCAGAACUUUUUAUCUCGUGACGUGUUUGUUAUCUCACAAGCAUCAUCAAUUUUCUACACCUGUACAUACGUGAGUGCACUCGUACUGGAACUUUUGAACAGAUUCGGCGAGGCCGGCCUGCGUCCGUUGGCAGGUUCCUCUGGCGUGACGGGAACCACGCUGCCCCCAUCAGGCAGAGAGCGGCAGCUGCAGCUCAGUACCUGUGGACCGGGAAUGCUGACCUGCAGACGUUGGCUUUGUUUUUGCUUAAAAAAAAAAGCAUCAAUGUGCCAAAUCAUGAUACUCCCUCCGUUUUGCUCGAAUGGUGCACAGGAAGUGUUUUAGCCAUCUUGGCCUCUACUUCAAGCCCACAAACUCUGGCUUUCGCCCUGUAUUGUUCUUCAACACUGAUUGUUUUGGCGAGGGCUGAGACCCCCGCAACCACAGAGAAACAUUUACUUCAGUUUACUUAAGAGAACGGAAAAUCCUUUAAAAAAGAUCAAACUUAAGGUCAGAUUAUUAAGUGAUGCUACUUUACAUAAACUGAAAUAUUUUGGGUUUUUUUUGGCGGGGGCUUAUUGCUCCAGUGCCUUCUACAGUCAUCCCAUGUAUGAAGUUCCUUAAGGAGAGCCGUGGACCACGCCUCCCCCCACGCCACAGUUCUGCCGUUACACCACUGAGCCGAUCCGGUUGCUCCAUGGGACGCCCACAGAACUGAAUCACACAGUCCCAGACCGUCAGUCACAAACACUACAGCACCAUGACAAGCUGCCUCUGGUCGGCACCCCCACCCACCUCCAUCAACAUUGCUGACGUCAUGCAUUUACGCUAGUCCACCUUUAGCAGAACCGGGUUAGGGUUAGGGUUCUUAUCAUUCCAAACUCAAACCAAGUUUUGUUUUGUUAUUGCUAGGAGGCCUGGAAACCUUUAGGUUGUGGUAUAGGCAGCCUAUAGCUCCAUCUGGUGGCCACUACAGACAGCUGCGCUUUGAAAAAUAAUUGAGGGACAAGUUGUAAUACAUAAAUUAAAAAAAGACGUACACUUUUUUUCAUUAAAAUACAUAAAAAAUGAGGAAAAAAGAAGAAAAAAGCAUUUUGGUGUUGAAAUACAAAACCUGUAAAGGCUAAAAAAGAAUUAAUGUGAAGAAAACAAAUCUAUUUAUUAACCUUUUAGUUUUAAAAUGUGUAUGUCUUUUAAUUUAUGGCUUUGUUAAGUUUCUCUACGUACUUGUUACUGUGUGUUUCUGGCCGUUGUGGUCAUGAGACAUCCCAGCGUGCUUCUGUAUGAGUUGAUUUUUCAGUACCUGAAAAUUCAGCCUCAAAGGGGGGGAGCUUGUCGCAGGAAGGUGGUCCAAAGCGCUGCACAUGUCAUUCUGUGGGCGCCAUCGCCAUCUCGUUUCAUCACGACGAUGGAGAAAAGGCUGGGUUUGGUUUCUGUUUGGAAGGGAAAACUCUCAGAUAACAGAUGCGUUUAUGGUGUUUCUCUGCAGCCAAUCUGUGGCCUGGAGUCUACCAAUGCUGAUAAAAAAAAAACCAAGCACACACAUGUAAAUGCCAUAGAUCAGCAGGCCAGCGAGGCUCAUGGGAAACCAAAGAGCGAUGGUUGACGGGGAAGCAGCAGCUGUGGUUUGGUGCCUUUAGUUUUACCAAUCCCAUGAAACCUGAAAGAUUUGAAGAGCUGGUGCUGUCAGCAAAAACUCUGCUGUGGGGGAGCGCAGUAAGCAGGGGGGUGUUGUCCAGAGGCCGCAGAACUAGGCACACUGAGACGCACAUCGUUCUGCUACAUUUGGGCUUUUCAUGUGAUGUCUGGGGGAGGGGGGGGGGCUUUGUUUGGACUUUUUUAUUUGCUUUCCUUAAAGGAGGGGGUCUCUGUUACUGUUGUUUAACUCUUGACUAAAGUUUCUGUUUGUGUUGAAAUGAUCACAUUCCACCCCCCCCCCCCCCCCCUCAGUGUUUGUUGCCACUAUGGUCUCACUCAGUCACACGUAAAAAAUAUUACCAUUCACGUGUGUGUGUACACGCUCGAUGACGCAAUCUUUGUUGGGGGGGGGGGGUACCAUUGCCGCUGGUUGUCGUGUCGUUCCUGCUGACGGAGAUGAAAAGGGAUCGUCCCCCCUCCCCUCCCCUCCCGCCGUGGACAUUUUCUCUAAGCCUCUUUUUAUUACUCUCACUGUAAUGUUGUGAUGUUGGUUCUGAUUCUCCGUUUCCUUUAUUUUAUUUUUUUUAGUGGGCUUCUUGUUACCUUCGUCAAUAAAGCAGUUCCCACAGUGUU
Molecule: messenger RNA, 7402 nt
Organism: Oryzias latipes (Japanese medaka)
Lineage: Eukaryota; Metazoa; Chordata; Actinopteri; Beloniformes; Adrianichthyidae
Gene: hdac5
Product: histone deacetylase 5
Biological process (GO): negative regulation of transcription by RNA polymerase II
Molecular function (GO): histone deacetylase activity
Source: RefSeq, a predicted model, not a curated record